Oncorhynchus masou masou (cherry salmon) is the source of this 2342-nucleotide messenger RNA. RefSeq names its product interleukin-10 receptor subunit beta-like. The record is from RefSeq and is a predicted model, not a curated record. Gene Ontology annotation, biological process: cytokine-mediated signaling pathway. The transcript has 7 exons. Bases 145 to 1050 code for a protein of 301 amino acids. Lineage: Eukaryota; Metazoa; Chordata; Actinopteri; Salmoniformes; Salmonidae. Gene Ontology annotation, cellular component: plasma membrane. Gene Ontology annotation, molecular function: cytokine receptor activity; protein binding.
UGCGCAGCGUAGUUACGCUUACCUCGCAAUUCUCAGACCAUUCAGAAAGUUGGCUAGACAAACUCUCAAGAGCAGCCGCAAGAAAAAUAUAGCCAACAAAACAUUUCAGUGUCGUUGGAUUACAUUGAAAAUCUCUUGGAUAACAUGCAAUCUACAGUUUUUACCAUCUUGUUUGUCAAAGUAUGUUUAACUUUACAUGGAAUUACAGCAGUGUUAGCCGAACUUCCAAGUCCCAGUAACAUCAGGAUAAACUCUGUCAACAUGGGACUAGUGUUGGAGUGGGAUGCACCUCAGAACCACACAGAAAACAUAACCUACAGAGCAGAGUACAGGGGCUUGGUCAGCAGCAAUGAGGUUGUAUGUUGGAACACAACAGCCCAAAGCUGUGACUUCACCAGUCAUCUAAACAAAUUUGGAGUGUACAUUUUCCAAGUGAGGGCAGAACGAGAGGGGGACACAUCUCGCUGGAUGAAGACUGAGUGGUUUGUCAUGGAUGAACACACCACGCUAGGCCCUCCCGGUGUGACGCUCGUCUCCAGUGGUGCUGUCAUUGAAGUGAGCAUCAACGACCCAGUGCUCAGGAUCUCUGAGUUCAAAGACGUAUACAACCACGCAAACUUUAAGAUCACCUACUGGAAAGAGGGACAGGAGGAGAAGGCCACAAGUAUGAAUGAGACCCCACUGCGUAAAGUGGUCUUGGCGCUGGAGCCAUGGACCAGGUACUGUGUUCAGGUCUGGGUGUACACCCAGAGGUUCUCCAAACACAGCCAGCCCAGCAAUGUUACAUGUGAGAGCACCGCUAAGGGCAAUGACAGGCCUUGGUUGGUAGCCCUGGGGACGUUUGUGGUGAUGGCUUUGGCAGUGGCCCUGCUGGCCCUGGCCUUCUGGUACUGCUACAGGGUGGUCUGCUUCCUCAGACCCAAGGCCAAGCUGCCUGAACAUUUCACAGAGCUGUUGGAUCCCCCAUGCUCCUCCAUCCUGGCCAUACAGAGCAGCCCCCAGCCUGAGGAGGUGUACCAUGAGCUCCGCGUCAUGCCAGGUGGGGCAUAGACAAAGGAGAGCUCUAUCCGCUGGUCGGAAGAAUGUAAUACACACAGACUGGGAGAAAACACACAGACCGUCUGGCUGUGUUCGAAAGUAUCAAAACUGUGAAUUGAGACUGACUGACAGAUCUACAAAUAAUAUUGAAAAGUUAUUUACGUUGCAAGGUGAUUUGUUGAUCAGCCAUUCUCGACUCGCCUUUAAAGUCGGCUGCAAUGUCGAACACGCCCGAAGUGGGUGGGGAAGAUAUGGGUCAAAAAUAGGAAGUGAGUAGUCCGAUGUGAAGUAAGAUAAGAGAAAAAUGACUGAAAUAGAUGGCAGAAAAGAGGAUGUGUAUCUUAUUGAGAAAUAAUAUUCUGACAUCUGGGAUUUAGUGAUUUUUAUUAAUGUUGAUGAAAUGCUAAGAGAGCUACUUACGGUGAUGUGUUUAUUUAUGUGACCUUUAUGUGUAUGAUAAUGAUCAAUAUUGCCUAUCAUUCAUUAUGGCCAUGCAUGGUAAGCCUACACUGGCAUUUUUUGGGGUCCAUGGCAACGGAAUGGCUCAACCACUGUCAUCAGAGAGACUUACAACACAGUCUAAAUGGCACAACACCAGGAAGGGAGUAUUACAUGGUCUGUGUUUAUGCCUUGAUGCACUCUGUGUUUGUUCCUAUAUGUCUCUGUGUGACUCUGUGUUUGUGAAGGAUAUUAAAGGACCAAUGCAGCCAUUUUUAUCUAAAUAUCAAAUCAUUUAUGAGUAACAAUGAAAACAAUCAGAGUAAGGUACUUCAAUUAAAAUAGUUAAAAGGAAACAAAUAGCUUUUUAUCAAAGAGCAACUUCUUAAUCAAGACAUUUGCUUGGACGGUCUGGGAGUGCUUUAGGCAAAAACAGAAAAUGAACUGUUUUUGGCAGAGAGGUUUGGAACUCUUUCUUAUUGGUCUAUUAACUAAUUUACCACAUGGUGAUGUUACCAUGGAAGGCCAAAACUCCAUCCUACAUAAAAAGGCUGAAAUUUCAGACGGUCUUUUCAAACAGCUCUUAUACUUAAAAGACAUUAUCAUAAUUUCACAGUAUUAUUCCAAGCUCAUAGUGUGGAAAUUUAAAACACAGGUAACUCACGUUUUUGACUGCAUUAGCCCUUUAACAGUUGAAGGUACUUUAUUAGCACUUGGAAGAUGUCGUUUGACAUUUGAAGUCAUGUUUUAUAGACUUUUUACCAUUUGAUAUUGUGGGAGACCACACACAAACAAGUAAAAAAUGUGCCCAACAGUUAAAAAUGACUUGCCAAGGGAAUAAAUAUAUAUUUUUAAAUGCUCAUAAA